Molecule: messenger RNA, 4564 nt
Organism: Amphibalanus amphitrite
Lineage: Eukaryota; Metazoa; Arthropoda; Thecostraca; Balanomorpha; Balanidae
Product: myocardin-related transcription factor B-like
Exons: 17
Coding region: 297-3479 (1060 amino acids)
Source: RefSeq, a predicted model, not a curated record
AAAGCCGUUGGGAUGGAGACGUAAACAACGGAAGGGAGGUGCGGAGGUGUGUGCGAUCGGUUUGUGCGUAUUGGCGUGUGAUUUAUGUGAUUUAUAGUGUCAAGCGGGUGUCUAACACUGCGAGGGCAUUAAUUUUUGGAUUGACACGUCUCUGCACAUCAGAGUCGGGACUGAGGAUAAUCAGCAACAACCGCGAGUUCUGGUACUGGGGCGUGCAGCUCGACCCGGACCUGUUGGUCACCAUAUCGUCACUCUAUCCAGAGUGGUUCAGGAAUUUCGACUUUGAACAGCUCGACAUGGCCGAGGGAGGGGGCUCCCCGCCCCCCAUCAUCCCCCUCUCGCCACCCCAGGCAGAGGUGGAUGAGUCGCCUCUGCAGAAACAGAUGGAUCGAAACAAAGAGUCUCUGAAGGUCAAAUUGAUGACCAGGAGACCCAUGAACCAACUGGUUGACCAGGGCAUUCUUCCGUCAUUGAAGGCAUCACCGGCACUCUACGAGCAACGCCAGCGACUGGAGCGAGCCAAGACGGGCGACCUCCUCAAGGCCAAGAUCCAGCGCAGGCCAGACCGGCAGGAGCUAGUGCGUCAGCACAUUCUCGAAGACACUGGGAACGUGCAUCCUGCUCUGGUGGAGAAGCAGCGGCAGCUGAAGAAGGCCCGGCUGGCGGAUGCUCUGAAUGUUCAGCUGUCACAUCGGCCGGGUGUGCUGGAGCUUAUCAAGGCGAAUAUCCUGCACACGGAUGAAACGGUCGAGAAGGCUGUCAAAGAGGGUGCUAUCGACUUCCGCCCCACCUCCCAGGGCGAAGCGCGUCGAAAGCCGGCCGCCGCCUUCUUCCGCACAGAGGACGACUCGAGUUCGGACGCGGGCAGUCCGGACGGCGGCGCUCCACCCCAGUCCCCUGCGGCGCCUCCCAAACCGCCGCCGCCGCCGCCGCCGCCCCCGCCGCCCGUGUCGGCUAUCUCACCCAGCGCUGGGAGCAGUGUGAGCACUCUGAGUCCGCUGAGCAGCGUCAGCAGCCCGCAGUCGAUUGGAACCAUCAGCCCCGGACCGAGUGUGGCCGGUGCGUCCAUCCUCUCGGCCCGACCGGCCUCUGUUCUCUCCCAUCUGGGUACGCCCCCACAGAGGUCCGAGGCGCCCGGGAAGGAGCUACACCACAAGAAGAAGAAAAAGUCCACCAAAAUGACGCCCAAGGCUAAGACCAUCAAGUUCCAUGAGUAUAAGGGUCCGCCGAACGCCACCAAGGCCUCCCAGUCCCUACCCACGGCUGCCGACGGGGAGAGUUCGUACGAGCUGCUCCUGCAGCAGCAGCAGCUGUUCUUACAGUGGCAGCUCGAGUGGCAGCACAAGUACCCGCAGAUAAUCCUGCCGGCGUCUCAGAAGCCCAUCUCAUCGGCCACGGGUUCGUCCACGGCCACCACAGUCAGCCAGACGGCCUCGGUAGCCGGGGCGGCACCUUCUCCGCCGCCGCCGCCGCCCCCGCCACCGCCGCCCAGCGACCCGAGAUUCGCUAAACUGGAGGAGAUGAAGGUAUCCGACCUGCGCGUCGAGCUCAAGAAGCGCAACCUGCCCGUGUCAGGCAGCAAGCCACAGCUGAUCGAGCGACUGAAGCCGUUUGUCGACCAAAUCUCUGCGUCAUCGAGUCGCGCACAGUCACCAGCCGUACGAUCGGCUACGGCCAGCCCCUCGGCAGUGCCCGCGGCAGUUGUGCCGUGCUCCACUGUGACCACGGUAAGCAUCCCGAUCUCAAUGGCUACCGUCCCGGCCGGGGUGAGCCGACUGAUCCUGGACACGGGACAACUGCAGGUGGCCGAUGGACAGGUGAAGGUACAUCUUCAGUCGGUUGUGUCGCAGCCCCUUCAGCAACAACAGCAACAGCAGUCACAACAACAGCAGCAAGAACAAGCUCAACAACAGCAGCAGCAGCAGCAACAACAACAACAACAGCAACAACAGCAGCAAACUGUCCAGUUUGUACCGGACGUGGUAUCGAUGGCGAUCGCCUCGGCCAGUCCGGCCAGCGUCGGCUCGAUACACAGCUGUUAUGACGAUACGUCCCAGUCGCAGGUCGACUUUGGUCACAGUCAGGGCUCGGAGGGGCCCGUGUCGCCCGUAUUCGACGUGGCCAUGACGCCCGGUGACGCCCCCAUGGAGCUGGAGGAGGUCUUCGACGCGGCGCCGCCUCCCCCACCGCCUCCCCCUCCCCCGCCUCCGCCUCCUCCCCCGCCGCCCCCACCCCCACCCCCGCCCCCAUCCCAGCCGGCCCCCUCCCCGGGCCCCAGUCAGCAUAUUGUGACGGAGGAGGCCAUUCAACAGCAGCGGAGGCGAGUGGAGGAACUGAAAGAGGAGCUGCAGCGGAGCCAGCACAUUCUCCAGCAGCAGCAGAACCUACUGCGUCUGCAGAGCGGUCAGCAGCAGCAGCCGGCGACCAGCCAGCAGCAGACGAGUCAGUCCCCGCCGGCCGGGCAGGCGCCCCCAGACGCCAAACGGCUGCUGCUUCAGCAGCACCUACAGCAGAAGGUGGCCGCGCAGAAGCUGCAGACGCAGCUGCAGAUGUUGAGACAGCUGCAGACCCUGCAGCAGCAACAGCAACAGCAGCAGCAGCAGCAGCAACAGCAACAGCAGCAGCAACAACAACAGCAGCAGCAGCAGCAGAUGCAGCAGCAGCAGCAGAACCAUGUCACGUCACAUCAGAGGACCGUCUCUCUUCCUACCUUCGCCGGUCUUCUAACGCAGCUGCAGCAGCACCAGCAGCUGUCUCCAAGUCAGCAGGAGCAGCCGUCCGGCAGCCCUGCUGACCAGCAGUCUCAGCAGUCUCAGCAGUCUCAGCAGCAGCAGCAGUCUCACCGGCCCCUUCACAGGACGUACACCGAGCCGGGUGGAUUUGUACGGCCACCGCCGGACUAUGUGGAGGCCACGCGCACCAAACCCUCCACCAGCCAUAAGUCGGCUCGUCGCUCGUCGCGCAGUCAGGCUGUAGAUGAUGUACUGGAGAUACUCAUCAAGAACGGAGAGCUGCCUCCCAGUGCUGCCAUUGAGCCGAGCGGCGGCCAGCGGGCUGCCCCGGAGCCGAGCCCCGCCGCCGCCUCCGUCUCCGCUCCCUGCACUCAGUCCGCCAGUGACUUAUUCGCUGACCUGGCUGAGCUUGGCUCCAUCGACGAGCUAGAGCUAGCCGAGCUAGAGGCGAUGGAGCUACAGCCUGCUCCGGAGCUAAAGCGGGAGGUCAACACACCGGAGCCGCAGAUGGUCCAGCCGGUGGAGAGUAGCUCUUAUCACCCUCCUCCAGAUGCUGAUUUUGAUAUGGAAGAAAUGUUGGAUACGUGGCUUCCUGCCAACAGCGACUCGCACAACAGUCGAGACCCGCUUCUGCCUAGCGCGGCGGACCCACUACAGAUGCUUCUGAUUGAUGGCGUCGAUUUAAAGAUGGGGGGCGUGGACAGCAACUCUUCCAUGCAGUGGGACCGGCUGGAUUUUCCCGCGUAAUACGUGACCCGGUGAGGAGCGAGGAUGGGAGAUUUGAUGUCCAAUGGUGCUCAACGGCCACGAAAUCUCGCGCGCCGGACUGAGGGGGACAACAGAAGCGGUGCGGGACACCGCACAGUGCCAAAAAAACGGCGCGAAAAUGGCCAAUUCGUGGGUCAGGUCUUUCUUUACGAUUUAAUGAGGUCUGCUGCGGGGAGCGACGCAGGCAGCUAGAGGGAAGAAUAAAAAGAGAGAGGGGUGGGAGGGCGCGACUGUUAAUGUCUAUAAGAAUGUGUGAGGGAGUUCUAAGAGUGAUUUUAUGCGAUGUUACGGAUGGGAUAAAGACAGUGAUGUGUUGAGCGAUAAAAGCCACGGCUGAGUGGCGCACAUUUGACUGAGAGGUCUAGUCGGGUCCAAUAUGGGAAGACGGCAAAAGCCAUGCGCGGAGAUGGGGCGGGCCCGAGCCGCUAUUGUACGCCGGUGGCGUUAACGCUCCAAUCAUAUCUCGUGAGGGAUCAGUGGGCCGCGUGCCGAUUCCAGCGGCCGGCGCGGCGCACAGUGCGUCGUGUCACGUUUGUUGUUUGUUUGUUUUCUAACCAUUCCACAUGUGUUCUGCGCCCGCCUAGCGUCCAGCAGUCCUGUAGCUAACCCGGCAGAUGCCUAGCCCGCUAAUUUGUACAAAGCCAGCGUGGCCGUCCCUUCCCUUCAUUCGGUGCGAUCCCGUUGUCUGGGCUACUAACCCGUUAGACGUUGUGAUAACUGUAGCUAGUGUCGCCCGUGUGUGUAAAUAUGUAUUGGAGUUUCGAGCGACGGCCGCGUGUGGCGCUGCGGUGCUGAUAUAGGUGGCGCUGCGGUCGCCCGUUUGUGCAGAGUGGUUCAGUGGAUCAUGAAGGGUUUUAUCGCGACAAAGCAGAGAAGAGCCAUAGUAUGAAGGAGGGCAUGGGGACCUGGGGGUGUUUCGCACAACCACACCUGCCAUUUGGUGCUCUUGUUCCCAAUGUUGAUGUAUUUGUAAAAGGAGACGGCUUGGCGCCGCCAAAACUGUAAUUCUGUACAUACACCUACAGAUCUUGUUCCGUUGCCUCAAUAAAUCGAGAUAGGCGCAU